Messenger RNA from Dendrobium catenatum, 1786 nucleotides. Its product is annotated as putative clathrin assembly protein At1g25240. Gene Ontology annotation, biological process: clathrin-dependent endocytosis; vesicle budding from membrane; clathrin coat assembly. The record is from RefSeq and is a predicted model, not a curated record. NCBI's taxonomy places the organism in Eukaryota, Viridiplantae, Streptophyta, Magnoliopsida, Asparagales, Orchidaceae. Gene Ontology annotation, molecular function: phosphatidylinositol-4,5-bisphosphate binding; SNARE binding; clathrin heavy chain binding. The transcript has a single exon. Gene Ontology annotation, cellular component: clathrin-coated vesicle; clathrin-coated pit. The coding region runs from base 239 to 1495 and encodes 418 amino acids.
CCUCCAGCUGCCAGCCUUCCUAAACAAAACCAUUGACCUUACAAGCUGCCCGGACAUUCCCACAUCGCUCGCCGGCGGCCAGCCCACCCCUCCUCUAUAUCUCUGCCCCUCUUACCCCCGCGCGCCGACGAAUUAUCUAUAUUGUAUACCACCCCUUUCGCCCUUCCAUAGCCAAAACAGAUUAGACAGAAAAACGCUUAGAAAAGGCAGCAGCGACGCCCGGUGGGCGCGCGUCGCAAUGACGUCGUCAACGAGGCAAUGGUGGAGGCGAGCAACUGCGGCAAUGAAGGACAAGCGGAGCGUGUACCUGAGCCGAGUUGCGGGCGGUGGGCAUCGAGCUGAGAUGGAGGCUGCCGUGAUUCACGCCACCAACCACGAUGAGCGCUCCAUCGAUUACAAGAACGCGGCGAGGGUGUUCGCCUGGGCGCGCACCUCGCCCGCCUGCCUUGCCCCUCUUCUGCGAGCGCUUACGCGCCGUGCGACCCGGACGCGAUCGUGGGCUGUGGCGCUCAAAACCCUGCUGGUCACUCACGGCGUCCUCCUCUGCUCCGCUGCCACCCCGUGCGUCGGCCGCCUCCCAUUCGACUUCUCCGACUUUCGUGAUCAAUCCGCUUGCCCCUCGGUAGCCUCCUACGGCUUCUCCGCCUUCGUUCGUGCCUACUUCCAAUUCCUCGAUUACCGCUCCGUCCUCUCCUCAUCUAGUUCCCAAUUUGAUAACCAAGACAACAACAACUCCUCCUCCGUCUCCGUCAAUUCAAUCGAAGGUGAUCUCGAGAUAUUGGCGAAGAUGCAAGAUCUGCUCGAGCUGUUAAUGCAGAUCCGGCCAUAUGCUGACGGAAUGGAGGUGGGGCUCAUCCUUGAGGCGAUGAAUUGUGUCAUCAUUGAGAUAUUUGAGGUAUAUAGCUGCAUUUGUAGAGGCAUCGCCAGAUUCCUCGUCGAUGUGCUCGGCUCUGAUGUUUCCAACUCCUCUGCCUCCCACACCGCCGUCGCAUCCUCAAAGGCGAAGAUGGCCGUGCCUUCCGAGGAGCGGAAGCGACUGGGUAUAGCAGGGAUGAGGGUGCUCCGUAGGGCUGCAGAGCAGAGCGUGCAACUCUCCUCAUACUUCAGCCUCUGCCGUAGCCUCGGCGUGCUGAACGCCGCCGAUAUCCCUCCCGUGGAGUCCAUACCUGAGGAGGACAUCAGCGAUCUCGAGGCUCUCGUGCGUGGCCACAUCCCCGGAAUUGCUGAGAACAGAAAUUAUGGAAAGGAAGAAGAAGAGAGGAGCAGGAAACCGUCGAAGACUGUGGUGACUGAGGAAUGGGAGGUAUUUGAGGACGAGACGGCGACGGCGGAUACCCCUUCGGUGAACAGCAUUGAGAAUCCCUUCUUCUCCUUGGAAGAUGAAGUCAAGCCGGCGUUUUUACGCUUGCCCUGGGCUCCGCCAACACGCCAUCAAACCGCUCCACCGUUCGCUGGCGGCAAUUUGAUUGAACUGAUUUCAAGAAAUAUAAAUUAAUUUAAAGCUGCUCCAGCUCCUCAUCCUCUGAUUUUUCUUCUUCAAUUCUUUCAAAAAGUUCUUCCUUUAAGCCAGAAUUGGUGGAUUCACGCACUUUCUUCAAGGAUUUGACCCUUUGUUCGUUUAAUUCAAUGGAUUGUUUUGCAGGACUGUUCUAUAUCACUGAUAGACUGAUGAAUUAUCAUCAGCAUCUAUCAAGUAUUAGAAGUUAUAUGUAAAAUAGGAUUGGAUGGGAAGGAUUUUUUCUCUUUUCUUUGUUCUCUCAUUUGUUCUAUAAAUGUAUAAAUAAAA